Pristis pectinata (smalltooth sawfish) is the source of this 4955-nucleotide messenger RNA. It is a transcript of the gene acer1, whose product is annotated as alkaline ceramidase 1. Gene Ontology annotation, biological process: ceramide metabolic process. The transcript has 7 exons. The record is from RefSeq and is a predicted model, not a curated record. Gene Ontology annotation, cellular component: membrane. NCBI's taxonomy places the organism in Eukaryota, Metazoa, Chordata, Chondrichthyes, Rhinopristiformes, Pristidae. Gene Ontology annotation, molecular function: hydrolase activity, acting on carbon-nitrogen (but not peptide) bonds, in linear amides. Bases 156 to 953 code for a protein of 265 amino acids.
CUUGGUCUUGGCACAUUUAUAUCACAUUUUUAUUUUCUGUGAAUACAGUUUCUCAGCCAACUAUCAGUAGGACAGAGGAGGAAGGAGAAAAAACAGGUUUGACCAGACCAAAAUUCCAAAGAUGGCCUUUUCACACCGACAAGUAAAGACUCAGGAUGGCCAAUGUGUUCGCAUAUCAGAGUUCGCAGGUUGACUGGUGUGAAGACAAUUUUCAGUUUUCAGAGAAAGUUGCAGAGUUUUAUAAUAUGAUCAGCAAUGUGAGUUUCUUUAUAUCUGCCCCUAUAAUGAUGUAUCUAUUACAUCCCUAUGCUCAAAAGAGGAACAAAGCUGUGUAUCUCAUCUGGAUCAUGGUGAUGUUAGUAGGAUGCUUCUCUGCAUAUUACCACAUGACUCUGAGCUACUUUGGUCAGUUAUUGGAUGAAUUAUCCAUCCUGUGGGUGUUGGCUAUUGCUUACAUGCUGUGGUUUCCCAAGAGACACUUAAAGUUCAUUAAAAGCAGGAAGACUUUUUCAUUGAUUGUCUUUCUCAUUGCACUGCUGAGCACAAUCCUGUCAUUUUUUAAACCAACACUGAAUGCUUAUGCACUGAAUAGCAUUGCCUUGCACGUCAUUUAUGUGAUUACACUUGAACUGAAAAGGUGUACAGAUCAAAGAAUAAUUCAUCUUGCCUUUGCCACGGUGGCUUGGUGGUUUAUAGCAAUUUCUUGCUGGCUAAGUGAUCGUUUGCUCUGUGCUUUCUGGAGACAGAUUAACUUUUACUACCUUCAUAGCUUCUGGCACGUGCUAAUUAAUAUGGCAGUUGUCCAUGGUGCUACGCUGUUUGCAUAUUUUGAUGCAUUUUAUGAAAUUCCAGAGACCAACCCAGAAGUGAAAUAUUGGCCCGAGAACUGGCGAUACCUGAGUGUGCCAUAUCUUGCUAUAAAAAUGAAAGAUCCUCUCCAAAAGAGCUGUUGAUGGGAUUGUGCAAUGUUAAAUCAUGUUAAACACAUUAUUAAUCAAUGCCUACAUAUAUUACCUGUAAGGUGCUCUUGUGGGAAUUUUAAUUAUGGUUGUUGGAAAGAGUCUAAUCUGAACUGAUGUAUUUGUCUUUUACAUACACUGGUUAAAUUAUUAUUAAGUGGAUGGAAAUGUUGUCAAACUUUAAAAUUUAGAGCACUUAUUUCUGUUUUAAUUAUAUCCAAUUGAUUAUGAUUUUGUGAAUUCUGGCUUCAUUGGUGAAGUCUGGAGACAAUGUUAUUAAAACCUUUUUUUAACCCAAUAUCAGUAUAAAAGCAGAAGAUGUGGGAAACACUCAGGAGGUCAGGCAACGUCUGUGGAAAAAUAAACGGUUAAUGUUUUAGAUUGGCGGCUCUUCGUCAGAAUCAGGAAAAGUUAGAGUGGUACCAAGCAGAAAAAGUGGUGAGGGGAGGAAAGAAUUUAAAGGGGAAGUCUGUGAUUGGGUGCAAGACAGGAGGGUUGAAAUGGCAAAAGGGAAUGAUGUUGUGAGGAGACUGCAGAUGAAUCCUGAUUGGUUGGCCUCUCUCUGUGCUUCCAUAAACCGUGGCUGACCACAGAAAUGUUCCAAUGUUCAUUUUUGUCUUGCAUCAUCAUUCAUUUUGCCAUUUAAUCUCUCCUGCCUUCCCCCCGUCACUUUCCAGUUCCCCCCUUCCCCGUGAUCUUAAAACUUUGUCCAUAUUCUCCAUAUUCAAAUCUCUACCUUUCUCUAAUUCUGGUGUAAGAUUAUUGGCCCAAAAUAUCAGUUCUAUUUCCCUCUCCACAGAUGAUGCCCAGUGCCUGCUGAGUGUUUCCAGCAUCCACAGUAUUUUCUUUUUCAGUUUAACUCCAAUCGAUGUAUAGCAUGGGUUAUUCAGGAAAAAGCUACUUCUGAAAGAAUAUUCCAGUUUUGUAGGCAGCCAUCCUUUGGGAACCUGCAGGAAGAGUGAACUCUAAUGAAUGUACUGUAAUUUUCUGCCCACACUGAACUGAGAGGACAAAACCCAACUCAGGAAAAAAAAAUUUAAUUAUUAUUAAAUACCUCCUCUAGAAAUUAUGGGAAUGGACAUCUUUUUAACCACUCUAGAAAUGGUUGUUAUUAUCAACACCUAUCACGUAAUCCAAUGUAGAACUAAUGAGUCAAUUAGUAACUCGGAGUAUUGCAAGUCCACAUUCAGCUGUGCAGCUCAUAAAGGCACAAUUUAUAACACAGAAUGAGGUCAACUGUCCUAUUAUCUUUCCACUGUAACAUGUCUUAAUGUUCCCUUUUAUUCUUUUAUAUUUCUAUUCAAAUUUUUGCUCAUUUGCACUAAGUAAUGUUCUCAAUAGCCGCUCACUUACUUGAGCUAUUGGCAAACUUUUAAUUUUAGAACAUAGAACAAUUACAGCACAAUUCAGGCCCUUCAGCCCACAAAGCUGUGCUGAACAUGUCCCUACCCUAGAAAUUACUAGGCUUACCCAUAGCCCUCUAUUUUACUCAGCUCCAUAUACCGAUCUAACAGUCUCUUGAAAGACCCUAUCGUAUCAGCCUCCACCAUCAUUUCCAGCAGUCCAUUCCAUGCACUCACCACUCUCUGAGUAAAAAACUUACCCCUGACAUCUCCUCUAUAUCUGCUCCCCAGCACCUUAAACCUAUGUCCUCUCGUGGCCACCAAUUCAGCCCUGGGGAAAAGCCUCUGACUAUCUAAUAAUUGUUUUUGUGAAAAAAAACCUUAUCUGUUGAUAUGCUGGCAAGGGCUUGAUAAUGAAAUGGCAUUGCUGUAAAGACUCUAUGGUUCUAUGUUAAAUUUGACUCCACAUCCCAUUAUUACUAAUUCACUAGAGUAGAAAAAUUCUCAACAUUUGUCAAAGCGCAAUCUUACCUUAAUUAACCUCUGAGCCAGUUGAUGACUUCUGUGUAUUUUACCAAACUGUAUCCAGAAGACAAACUUAGAAUGAAUCAUUUGAAACAGAAACUGGAGCAUUGUCACAAGGACAUAAUGUAGGAUAUGGAGAAUUUAUUGUCCACCGGCAGAAUACUAGACAAAACCAACCUAGAAAAUCAGAAAUAGUUGAACAGCUGUUUAAAUAUGCUAUAUAAUAUAUUAAAAUCCAUACAAAGGCCAAGCUUAUAAGCAGAGCCACUAUUUUUGACAAUUAAAUAGGUUAAAUUCAUAUUUUCCCAAGAAUUUGAUAGAUAUAUGAGACCAAGAGUACAGCAGAAUAAUGCUUAAGUUACUGAAUGAGCACCCAGAUACAUGAGUUCAAAUUCCACAAUGACAGCUGGUGAAUUUAAAUUCAAGUGACUAAAUAAAUCUGGAAUAAGAAGGUAUAGUAAACAUGAAGCUAUCAGACUGUUGUAACACCCCAUCUGAUUCCCUAAUGUCCUUCAAGGAAAGAAACCCAUGGCCCUGAUUUGGUCUGGCAAGCUUUGUACCUCCAGGCCCACAACAAUAUGUUUGACUCUUAACUGCCCAGUAAACCAUUCAGUCAGGGGUAAUUAGGGAUGGACAAUAAAUUCAGGCCUUGCUGGCGAGGUCCACAUUCUGUGAAUGAAUACCUGUCAAUAUAAAUGCAGAGGCAUGUUCUAAAGUUGAGCUCUACCCAAUAUUCUAUCACUUCCACUGUAGGAAAGAAAAGCAAAACUGUUUCCUUCAUUUGCAGCAAGACACUUUCUGAAGGCCCUGCAGUUAUAGAAUCUAGCAGAUUGUUUUCUGGGUAAAACUGGGAGUAUAAUCUUCCAGAAAAUGUUGAUCUUCACUACUCAGUUUGGGGACUGUACGAUUCUAUACUUCAAACCAGAAAAUUGAAAUCCCAAAACACAACAUUCCCUUUAACUAUGUUUUAACUAAACCAAGUGUAUGAGAAGGUACAGCAUCUAGUGUUGGGAAUGUAAUCUAUACAUGUCCAUUUUGUACAGGACGAUUAGCAGUGAAUGAUUUGGCUUUGCACUCCCAUCUCUUUCAUUUCCUCUUGGAAGCUACUGGUGAGUGGCCAUCUGUGUUCAUGUUGCUUCUUAAUUGCUUUACAACUUUUAAGAGCCUUCUAAAGGAACACAAAAGCUUCUGAUUCUGGUCUAUCUAUUCUUUUUCUCCCCGGAUCUCUUCCUUCUGUUUUCUCGGCUUUUAAACUCCCCAAUCCAAUUGACUUGCACAGAUUUGCCUUCCUGGAGAGAAUGAAAAGACAAUCUUUCCUAUGUCAUAAAAUCCAUGAAAGGAAAUCGCUUUCUGGGAUUAAAUGCCCUUUAAAAAGUGGUAAUCUCAAGCAUACAUGAAAUAUUUUGAUGAAAGCCAUACUUCCCUGGCUAGUUCAUGUCUCUUAGUGUCUCUGAUCAAUCAGCUACAGAGGGCCAUAAACCAACUCUAUUGUUUAUCUCAUGGCUAACUUCACAAACAAUUGUGCCCCAUCAAUCUGUCUCUUGGCCUGCUGUCAGUUUUAUGACAUGUACAGUUCCUGUGUUGGCCACUUGUUGGUUCUCUCAAGUGUGAUUUCCUGUAUCUUGUGUUCUUUAGAUCUCAGCCCCCUCAGACUAUUGCUAUUAACUCUUUAGGGUUUCCUGGAAUUCAUUACUGGCAGUUCCACAAUUUCAAUUUAUUUCCCUUUGUAGAAACUGUGACAUAGUACUUACUUUGGCACCUCUGCCAUUCCCUCAGUCCCUAUCACAUUUGGUGCCUUAUCUCUUAGCCCUUCCCUGACUGAUUUUACUCUUUCUACUGUUUUGCCCAGAAAAGAUUGUAGAGUUUUCUGGCAUUAUCUGAGCAGAAUUUUGCCAAUUCAUAAUAUUUCUUGUACAUCAAAUGUUGGAUUUCAACUGAACAUUAAAUCCAAUGGUUUGGGAUUAGAUUUAAUGGUGAUAGUCUGAAAAAUUAACAGAGGUGCAGGAUCAUGGCUGGAGCCUCACAGAGUCCUGGAAACACCAGAUACUCAAGAAGAACUAUCUUGAAGAAUGAACCUUGAUCUAUGGUGGCAUGGGUGCAUUAUUAUGUCUACGGUACAUAUAGUAGG